Molecule: messenger RNA, 348 nt
Organism: Ilex paraguariensis (yerba mate)
Lineage: Eukaryota; Viridiplantae; Streptophyta; Magnoliopsida; Aquifoliales; Aquifoliaceae
Source: the annotation of a GenBank genome assembly
AUGGCAGGGAUGAUUUUCGAGAUUUUGCAGAGCUAUGCUUCAAAGAAUUUGCCAUAUUCAUACAGCUCCCAAGGUUAUGACACCGGCGCCUUUGCUCCUGGAUGGUGUUCUGCUUGGAUGUCCAACGGUUGCCCCACUGGCAACUCCGGCACCGAGCCUUAUGUGGUUACCCACCACCUGCUCCUUGGCCACGCAGCAAUUGUGAAAUUGUACAAGGAGAAAUACCAGGCAUCUCAAAAGGGGCAGAUAGGGAUAGUUCUCGUCAGUCAUUGGAUGGUGCCCUACUCCAGUAGUAAACAGAAUCAUAAAGCAGCUGAACGAGCCCUCGAUUUUAUGCUUGGAUGGUGA